Molecule: messenger RNA, 8166 nt
Organism: Aedes aegypti (yellow fever mosquito)
Lineage: Eukaryota; Metazoa; Arthropoda; Insecta; Diptera; Culicidae
Gene: alpha-Spec
Product: spectrin alpha chain
Exons: 9
Coding region: 273-7589 (2438 amino acids)
Biological process (GO): actin cytoskeleton organization
Cellular component (GO): cell junction; plasma membrane; cell projection
Molecular function (GO): actin filament binding; calcium ion binding
Source: RefSeq, a predicted model, not a curated record
ACAGUUUAUCGUUAGCCAUUGCAGUGAAAAGUUCGUGUCGUCCCGCAUAUCUGAAAGUGAAAAAGUGAAAAUUUGCUGGAGAAACUAUUCGAAACUUGAUGAAAAUUGUGCAAAAUCUUACCGAAGGCGAGCAAUAAUUGUGUCGGACAAGAACAUACACGUGCAGGAGAAUUGAACGAAGCGAACUCGUUGAUAAUACAACACAACCAAACGAAUAUUGAAUAGAGGCUAAUCGUAAGUGAAAGGAAGACGACUGUCAAAAACUCUCGAGCAUGGAACAGUUUACCCCCAAGGAGGUAAAAAUCCUCGAAAGCGCUGAGGAUAUUCAAGAGCGCCGUGAACAGGUGCUCAACCGAUACAAUGAGUUCAAGGUCGAAACGCGCCACAAGCGCGAGAAGCUGGAAGAUUCGCGUCGUUUCCAGUACUUUAAGCGUGACUCGGACGAGUUGGAAAGCUGGAUCCACGAGAAAUUGCAGGCCGCUUCGGAGGAGAGCUAUCGCGAUCCUACCAAUUUGCAGGCCAAGAUUCAGAAGCAUCAGGCGUUCGAGGCUGAAGUUUCGGCCCAUAGCAAUGCGAUCGUAGUAUUGGACAACACCGGUCAGGAGAUGAUCAAUCAGCACCACUUUGCCUCGGACACUAUCCAACGUCGCUUGGAUGAGUUGCACCGUUUGUGGGAAUUGUUGCUGUCCCGUUUGGCCGAAAAGGGAAUGAAAUUGCAACAGGCUCUGGUCUUGGUGCAAUUCUUGCGCCACUGCGAGGAGGUCAUGUUCUGGAUCAAGGACAAGGAAGCUUUUGUGACGGCCGAUGAGUUCGGUCAAGAUUUGGAACAUGUCGAAGUCUUGCAACGUAAGUUUGACGAGUUCCAGAAGGACAUGGCUUCGCAAGAGUAUCGAGUUACUGAAGUCAACGAGUUGGCUGACAAGUUGCUCUCAAACGGACACCCUGAGCGUGAAACUAUCACUCGCAAGAAGGAAGAAUUGAACGAGGCUUGGCAACGCCUGAAGCAGCUGGCUAUUCUGCGUCAGGAAAAGCUUUUCGGUGCCCAUGAAAUUCAACGUUUCAAUCGCGAUGCUGAUGAAACCGUCGCUUGGAUUGCUGAAAAAGACGUUGUUCUGUCGUCGGAUGAUUAUGGACGUGACUUGGCUAGUGUUCAAGCUUUGCAACGCAAGCACGAAGGGGUAGAGCGCGACUUGGCUGCUCUGGAAGAUAAGGUGGCCACUUUGGGAGCUGAAGCCGGUCGCUUAUGUAGCAUCCACGCCGAUCAUAGUGAUCAAAUUCGUGAGAAGCAAGCUGAAAUUGCUGCCUACUGGCAAUCAUUGACUGCCAAGGCCAAGGAACGUAAGCAAAAACUGGAUGAAUCAUAUUUCUUGCACCGUUUCUUGGCUGAUUUCCGCGAUUUGGUUUCGUGGAUCAACGGAAUGAAGGCCAUUAUCUCGGCUGAUGAACUUGCAAAGGAUGUAGCUGGAGCUGAGGCUCUGCUUGAGCGUCACCAGGAGCACAAAGGAGAAAUCGAUGCCCGUGGAGAUAGCUUCAAGGUUACAACCGAGGCUGGUCGUCAGCUUUUGGAACGGGAGCAUUAUGCCGCUGCUGAAGUGCAGGAAAAAUUGGCUGCUCUAGAGAGCGAUAAGAGUUCGCUUCUCGCGCUUUGGGAAGAACGUCGCAUUUUGUAUGAACAGUGCAUGGAUCUACAACUGUUCUAUCGUGACACUGAGCAGGCAGAUACUUGGAUGGCCAAACAGGAAGCUUUCCUAGCCAAUGAAGAUCUAGGAGAUUCGCUUGAUUCCGUCGAAGCGCUGAUUAAGAAGCACGAAGAUUUCGAGAAAAGUUUGGCGGCCCAAGAGGAGAAGAUCAAGGCUUUGGAUGUUUUCGCUACAAAGCUCAUCGAUGGUCAGCAUUACGCUGCUGACGAUGUUGCCCAACGUCGUUCAAUGUUGUUAGCUCGUCGAUCAGCCUUGCUCGAGAAGUCUUCUGUACGCCGUCAACUGCUGGAGGAUUCCAGUGCUUUGCAGCAAUUUGAACGUGACUGCGAUGAGACUAAAGGAUGGAUCAGCGAAAAGCUUAAAUUUGCCACAGAUGACAGCUAUUUGGACCCAACCAAUCUGAAUGGAAAAGUUCAGAAACAUACCAACUUUGAGCAUGAAUUAACGGCCAACAAGAGCCGCAUUGAAGACAUCACCACCAAUGGUCAGAAUUUAGUCGAGAAGGGACACUACGGUGCCGAUCAAAUCAACUCGCGCAUGCAGGAGAUUGUCACUUUGUGGGAAUCUUUGGUUCAAUCAUCGGACAAAAAGGGCUGCAAAUUGCAGGAAGCAUCCCAACAGCAACAAUUCAAUCGCACCGUUGAAGAUAUUGAACUGUGGUUGAGCGAAGUGGAAGGCCAACUAAUGUCCGAGGAUUAUGGCAAAGACCUGACCAGUGUCCAGAAUUUGCAGAAGAAACAUGGUUUGUUGGAGGCUGAUGUCAUGGCCCAUCAAGAUCGCAUUGAAGGAAUUAAAGUUGCAGCGAACAAGUUCGUCGAGAGUGGUCAUUUCGAUGCCGACAACAUCCGUAAUAAGGAAUCUGCGCUGUCCAAGCGUUAUGGAGCUCUGGCUACUCCGAUGGCUGAACGAAAGCAGCGUUUGUUGGAUUCCCUACAGGUGCAGCAACUGUUCCGUGAUCUGGAAGACGAAGCUGCAUGGAUCCGUGAGAAGGAACCUGUCGCUGCAUCCACCAACCGUGGCCGCGAUUUAAUCGGUGUUCAGAAUUUGAUUAAGAAGCAUCAGGCCGUGUUGGCAGAAAUCAACAAUCAUGAAAAUCGCGUCGCCGGAGUCAUCGCGAAUGGCGAGCAAAUGUUGACUGAGCAGCCUUUUGCCACCGAAGAUAUCAAAUUGCGUUUGGAUGCUGUUAAAGAUCAAUGGAAUUCAUUGAAGGAGAAGGCUAAUCAACGGAAGCAAGAUCUGGAAGAUUCGUUGCAGGCCCACCAGUACUUUGCUGAUGCUAACGAGGCGGAAUCUUGGAUGCGUGAGAAGGAACCUAUCGUAUCGAAUCAAGAUUACGGCAAGGACGAAGAUUCGUCUGAAGCUUUGUUGAAGAAGCAUGAAGCAUUGGUGUCCGAUUUGGAAGCUUUUGGUAACACCAUUCAAGCUUUGCAAGAACAGGCCAAGAAUUGUCGUCAGCAGGAAACACCAGUGGUGGACAUUACCGGAAAGGAAUGCGUCAUGGCUCUGUAUGAUUAUACCGAGAAAUCUCCUCGUGAAGUUUCGAUGAAGAAGGGGGACGUAUUAACUCUUUUGAACUCGAACAACAAGGAUUGGUGGAAGGUAGAGGUCAACGAUCGUCAGGGAUUCGUUCCGGCUGCAUACAUUAAGAAGAUCGAUCCUGGCCUAAGCGCCAGUCAACAGAAUUUGGUUGAUGGCCAUUCAAUUGCUAAGCGCCAGGCUCAAAUCAACAGCCAGUACGAUAACUUGCUUGCUUUGGCACGUGAACGACAGAACAAAUUGAAUGAAACCGUAAAGGCUUAUGUUCUGGUACGUGAAGCUGCUGAUUUGUCCGCUUGGAUUCGCGACAAGGAAAGCCACGCUCAGAUUAAGGAUGUUGGCGAAGAUCUGGAAGAAGUUGAAGUUAUGCAGAAGAAGUUUGAUGACUUCAAUGAUGAUCUGAAGGCUAACGAAGUUCGUCUAGCUAAGUUGAACGAGAUUGCCGUACAGCUGACUUCGCUAGGUCAAACCGAAGCAGCAUUGAAGAUCAAAACUCAAAUUCAGACCUUGAACGAAGAGUGGACAGUUUUGCAGAAUAUUACCCAGGAAAGGGCUAGUCAACUUGGAUCGGCUCAUGAGGUUCAACGCUUCCAUCGUGAUGUAGAUGAAACCAAGGAUUGGAUUGGCGAGAAGGACACAGCUUUGACGAAUGACGAUCUUGGUAAGGAUCUGCGUGGCGUUCAGACCCUGCAACGCAAGCAUGAAGGUUUGGAGCGUGAUUUGGCAGCUCUACGAGACAAAAUUCGUCAAUUGGACGAAACUGCCAAUCGCCUCAUGCAAUCCCACCCGGAAACCGCCGAGCAGACUUAUGCCAAGCAGAAGGAAAUCAACGAGGAAUGGCAGCAGGUUGUUGCCAAAACUCAGCAACGCAAGGAGAAGCUGUUAGAUUCUUAUGAUCUACAGCGGUUCCUGAGCGAUUAUCGCGAUCUGAUGGCUUGGAUCAGCUCAAUGAUGGGCUUGGUCACGUCCGAAGAGUUGGCCAACGAUGUCACCGGGGCUGAAGCUUUAAUCGAAAGACAUCAGAAUCAUCGUGCUGAAAUUGAUUUUCGUUACGGUAUCCCGCAGGAACACCGUACCGAGGUAGAUGCCCGCGCUGGAACCUUCGCUGCGUUCGAUCAGUUUGGAGCUGAGCUGUUGCAGGCAAAUCAUUAUGCGUCACCCGAAAUUCAAGAGAAAAUUGAAAACUUGGCCAAGGCACGUGAGGAUUUGGAGCGUGCCUGGACUGCUCGUCGUCUGCAGUUGGACCAGAAUCUGGAUCUUCAGCUGUAUCUGCGUGAUUGCGAACAGGCUGAGAACUGGAUGAGCGCCCGUGAAGCAUUCCUGAAUGCCGAAGAAGUCGACUCCAAGGGCGACAACGUGGAAGCAUUGAUUAAGAAGCACGAAGACUUUGACAAAGCUAUCAACGGUCAUGAGGAGAAAAUUGCCGCCCUGCAGGUGCUGGCUGAUCAAUUGAUUGCCCAGGAGCACUACGCAGGAAAAUUAAUCGACGACAAGCGUGCAGAUGUGUUGGAUCGUUGGCGUCACUUGAAGGAAGAUUUGAUUGAAAAACGAUCUCGCUUGGGAGAUGAGCAAACUCUACAGCAAUUCUCACGUGAUGCUGAUGAAAUCGAAAACUGGAUUGCCGAGAAGCUGCAACUAGCCACGGAGGAAAGUUACAAGGACCCGGCCAAUAUUCAAUCCAAGCAUCAGAAGCACCAGGCUUUCGAAGCCGAAUUGGCUGCUAAUGCCGAUCGUAUUCAGAGCGUGUUGGCGAUGGGAAGCAAUUUGAUCGAUAAGAAUCAAUGCAGUGGGUCCGAAGAUGCAGUUCAGAAGCGUUUGACACAGAUCGCUGAUCAGUGGGAAUAUCUGACCCAGAAAACAACGGAGAAAUCCCUGAAGCUGAAGGAAGCUAACAAACAGCGCACUUAUAUUGCUGCUGUCAAGGAUUUGGACUUCUGGUUGGGUGAAGUUGAGAGUCUUUUGACCUCAGAAGAUGCUGGAAAAGAUUUGGCUUCCGUCCAAAAUCUUAUGAAGAAGCACCAGCUGGUAGAGGCUGACAUCCAUGCCCAUGAAGAUCGCAUCAAGGAUAUGAACGCCCAAGCCGACUCAUUGGUCGAAAGUGGCCAAUUUGACAGUGCAGGAAUUCAAGAAAAGCGUCAGUCCAUCAACGAGCGUUACGAACGUAUUUGUAAUUUGGCAGCACAUCGCCAAGCUCGCUUGAACGAAGCCAACACUUUGCAUCAAUUCUUCCGUGACAUUGCCGACGAGGAAUCCUGGAUUAAGGAAAAGAAAUUGUUGGUUGGUUCGGAUGAUUAUGGUCGCGAUUUAACCGGUGUCCAAAAUCUGAAAAAGAAGCACAAGCGUCUUGAGGCUGAGUUGGCUUCUCACGAGCCAGCAAUUCAGGCUGUUCAGGAAGCUGGUGAAAAGUUGAUGGAUGUUUCGAAUCUUGGUGUUCCAGAAAUUGAGCAACGUCUGAAGGCUCUGAACCAAGCCUGGGCUGAAUUGAAGAGCUUGGCUGCUACUCGUGGUCAGAAACUGGAUGAAUCUCUCAUUUAUCAACAAUUCUUAGCUAAGGUUGAAGAAGAGGAAGCAUGGAUUACCGAGAAGCAACAACUGUUGUCGGUUGAAGAUUAUGGAGAUUCGAUGGCUGCUGUCCAGGGUCUUUUGAAGAAACAUGACGCCUUCGAGACCGAUUUCGCCGCUCAUCGUGAUCGUUGCGCUGACAUUCAUGACAAUGGUCAAACUUUGGUGACCAAUAAUAAUCAUCACGCCGAAAGCAUUUCGCAGCGCUGCACACAACUGGAUAAGAAGUUGGAGAAUCUGCAGGCGUUGGCUACUCGUCGCAAGAGCGCCCUUCUGGACAACUUUGCUUAUCUUCAAUUCAUGUGGAAGGCCGAUGUGGUUGAAAGUUGGAUUGCCGAUAAAGAAAAUCACGUCAAAUCGGAAGAGUUUGGACGUGAUUUGUCUACUGUUCAAACAUUGCUAACCAAACAGGAGACAUUCGACGCUGGUCUCUCUGCAUUCGAACAUGAAGGAAUCCAUAAUAUCACUGCGUUGAAAGAUCAACUAAUUAACGCCAAUCACGCCCAAUCGGCCGCCAUCCUCAAGCGCCACGAAGAUGUGUUGACCCGCUGGCAGAAAUUGCGCGCUGAUUCGGAGGCUCGCAAGUAUCGUCUAUUGGCCAUGCAGGAGCAGUUCCGUCAGAUUGAAGAUCUCUAUCUGACGUUUGCCAAGAAGGCUUCCGCUUUCAACUCGUGGUUCGAAAACGCUGAAGAAGAUCUCACCGAUCCGGUGCGGUGCAAUUCGAUUGAGGAAAUCAAGGCGCUGCGCGAAGCUCACGCCCAGUUCCAGGCAUCGUUGUCAUCAGCCCAGUAUGACUUCCAAGCAUUGGCCGAUCUAGACCGUAAAAUCAAGAGCUUCAACGUUGGUCCCAAUCCGUACACGUGGUUCACAAUGGAAGCUCUAGAAGACACCUGGCGUAAUCUGCAAAAGAUCAUCGAAGAACGUGAUGCUGAAUUGGCAAAGGAAGUUCACCGUCAAGAAGAGAACGACAAGCUUCGCAAGGAAUUCGCCAAACAUGCCAACUUGUUCCACCAGUGGCUUACCGAAACAAGAUACAGCAUUCUGGGAUGGGACAAAAAUGGAACAUCUCUUAUGGACGGAUCCGGUUCGUUGGAGGAACAAUUUGAAGCGCUUUGUCACAAAGCAAAUGAAAUUCGCGCUCGUCGUGGAGAUCUGAAGAAGAUUGAAGAGUUGGGUGCCACCUUGGAAGAGCACCUUAUUUUGGAUAACCGCUAUACUGAACACUCAACUGUAGGCCUUGCACAACAGUGGGAUCAGCUUGACCAACUUGCCAUGCGCAUGCAGCACAACCUGAGACAACAAAUCCAAGCCCGCAAUCAAUCUGGCGUCUCGGAGGAUUCACUCAAAGAAUUCUCAAUGAUGUUCAAGCACUUCGACAAGGACAAGAGCGGCAAGCUCAACCACCAAGAAUUCAAAUCCUGUUUACGUGCCCUGGGUUACGAUUUACCAAUGGUGGAGGAAGGCCAGCCCGACCCGGAGUUCGAGGAAAUUUUGAAUGUGGUGGACCCGAACCGCGAUGGACAUGUUUCACUCCAGGAAUACAUAGCCUUUAUGAUCUCCAAGGAAACGGAGAACGUACAAAGCUACGAGGAAAUCGAAAAUGCUUUCCGCGCAAUCACCGCCUCCGAUCGUCCUUACGUCACCAAGGAUGAACUUUAUUCCAACCUCACCAAGGACAUGGCAGAUUACUGCGUACAGCGGAUGAAACCGUUCAACGACCCGAAAACGGGCCAUCCCAUCACCGGUGCCCUCGAUUAUGUGGAGUUCACGCGAACUCUAUUCCAAAAUUAAACCUAUUUCAAACAUAUAAACUUUUCAGCCAAUAAAGAAUGUAUGUUCGUACUCGUAUUAAGCGCAAGAAACCCAGUCGGCUUAUUAUAUUGAUUUUAUUUUAUUCUGCAAUACAUAAUCCCAUAUUAAGGAAGUACUCACGAAUGCACUUACCUCCGCUGAUCGAUCUAGAAUGCUUUUCAUGUUUCGCUUUUACCAAUAUAAAACGUUGAACUUUUCUAGAUGUUAAGAAAAAGCACAAAAGUUUUCAGCUUAAAAACACAUCUAACUCUUUAUAAUAAUGUUCUGAUCAAUUUCUGGAUACGAAGAAAUUGGCUUUGAAUAUCGACAUUCGCCGAAACAUACCUGAAAACUUUUAAACGAUCUACCGAAAUAAAACGAAAUCUUUAACGAACUGUUUGAUGUUGAAAAAAAAGCAACCAAUAAAAAAUAGCAAAUAAAAAGCAUUUAGAUUGAUGAGCAACAUUUUAGAUUAUGGCUAGCUAUGUAGCAGCUUUGAAAUAUUUCAGAUAUUUAUUAUAUAACCAUAUGCAUUUCCUAUCUAUUUAUUCGGAAAUAAAAUACGCAUUAGCACGAA